Molecule: messenger RNA, 2064 nt
Organism: Cinclus cinclus
Lineage: Eukaryota; Metazoa; Chordata; Aves; Passeriformes; Cinclidae
Product: ligand of Numb protein X 2-like
Exons: 9
Coding region: 19-2064 (681 amino acids)
Molecular function (GO): protein binding; ubiquitin-protein transferase activity; metal ion binding
Source: RefSeq, a predicted model, not a curated record
UCCCUGGUGCUGGCUGCCAUGGCUGACCCCGUCAUUGAGGAAAACGUGUCCCAAGUCCCCGAGCUGUGCUGUGAGUGUGGCCAGGCUCACCCCUUGCUGGACAAUCACCUGUACAACUUCCAGGAGGAGGUGGACGAUGAGCUCAUCUGCCACAUCUGCCUGCAGCCCCUGCUGCAGCCCAUGGACACGCCCUGUGGGCACACGUACUGUUUCAAGUGCCUUGAGAACUUCAUGCAGGAGUAUAACUUCUGUCCCAUGGAUCGGAAGAAGCUCUCCUUCCAGCAGUGCCACAAGUCCAGCCUCCUGGUGAGGAACCUGCUGGAUAAGCUGGUUGUGCUCUGUCCUUUCAAGGCUGAGUGCCAGCAGACCAUGCAGCGCUGUGAGCUGGAAGCUCACCUGCAGAACAGGUGUCCUGGGUUUAAGAAAUACAAAUCUGACCUCCAGAGGAAAAAGAAUCCCAUUUCCAAAGGGAAGGAAGAUCCUUCUGCCAAGGGGGAGACCAACAUGCCCAAGGAUCCAGAGAUCCCAAGUGGAGGCUCCUCACUUGUGGCAGAAAGCUCUGGAGCUGCUGUGGUGUCACUGGGUACUGCAGAGCCUGGACUGGUUAAUCCAGCCUUUGAGGAGACUGAGGAAGACCUUCCUCAGAGAGCCAGUCUUGUGGCUGAAACUACCACCAUCGAAAUCCACCGGGAAGAUCCAGAGGAAGAGCUGGGGAUGAGGAUAGUUGGGGGUAAGGACACCCCCCUAGGGAACAUCGUUGUUCAGGAAGUGCUGCGGGACUCUGUGAUUGCUGCUGAUGGAAGAAUUGCUCCUGGAGAUCACAUCCUUGAGGUGAAUGGCGUCAACAUCAGCAGUGUGACUCACUGCCAGGCUGUCUCCUUCCUGCGCCACCCAGGCCCUGUUCUCCACCUCAUGGUCCUGCAGGAGAAGGGCUUUUCCACCAAGGCUUCACAGCAGGAUUGCAGCUCCACACCCCGGGAAGUGAUCCAUGUCACCUUGGUAAAGAGAGACCGAUCAGAACCCUUGGGAAUCAAACUGAUCAGGAAGACUGACGAGGCAGGGAUUUUUAUUCUGGAUCUCUUAGAGGGAGGCUUGGCAGCCAAGAAUGGGAAGCUGAGUCGGAAUGACAGAGUCCUGUCCAUAAAUGGCCAGGAUUUGAGGCAAGGAACUCCUGAGGCUGCUGCCCAGAUAAUCCAGACCACGGAAUCCAGAGUGAACUUUGUGAUCCUGAGACAGCCUGGGGUGCAGCUGGGGGAGCCAGUGGAGGAUGGCAGCACCUCCAACAGCAGCAGCAGUAGCAGCAGCAGCAAUGGGGGGAGCCCAGUGCACCACAGGAGGCGACCAGACCAGAACCACUACAGACGGAAAUCCAACUACCAGAAGGAUUUGCCUCAGGGAUAUGUAAGUCAUGAGAAGACAGUUGCAAUAAAAAAGGAGCCAAAGGAAUCUUUGGGAAUCACAAUUGGAGGUGGAAGGGAUAACAAAAACAAGCUCCCUAUCUAUGUGACAAGUGUGCAGCCCAUUGGAUGCCUCUUCAGGGAUGGCAGAAUCAAGAGAGGGGAUGUACUUCUGAGCAUAAAUGGCAUCGAUUUGACUCAUCUGAACUACUAUGAAGCUGUCUCAGCACUGAAAUCCAAUGCAGCUUCCCACUCAGUCACACUGAAAGCCUUGGAAAUCUUCUCCCUGAACUCCCCAGAGCCAUCCCUGGACAUCAGGGAGCAGGGAUUCAGCUGGUCUCCCCUCUGGAUCACGUGGCUUGGGUUGCCCAGCUACCUUCACUUCUGCCAAGAUAUUGUCCUUAGUAAAGGAAACUUGGAAAGUUGGGGCUUCAGCAUCGUGGGAGGCUUUGAGGAAAGCAAAGGCAACCAACCCUUCUUCAUCAAAACCAUCGUGCCCGGGACUCCCGCGUUCCGCGACAGGAAACUCAAGUGUGGAGAUGAAAUCGUGGCAGUGAACGGAGUGCCAGCAAUAGGAAUGAGCAACUCAGAAUUAAUCCCAAUGCUGAAGGAGCAGAGGAACAAAGUCACCCUGACCGUGGUGUCCUGGCCAGGCAGCCUCGUGUGA